CGGAAAACAGUCAUACGAGAAAGAUCUAUUAAUAUUUAACACACACAAAGACUUACAAAUGUUAUUACAAAUGUCAUACUGACAUAUUUAAAUAUAGAUAUAUAUCGUCGUUUUUAUAAUUAUAAAUAUUAAAUAUAUUAUAUAGAUGUUCGUAUGAUUUAGUUUUUAAAGUUUAUAUUAUAUAUUCUGUUGUCGCCGGCUAUAAGUAUAUAGAACGAGCGAAAAAGACAGAACAUAGUUUCUUGUUGCGAUCAGCUGUGAUUUUAUAUAAAAUAGUCCAAAGUGUUUGAGCAAAAGAAGAUAUUGAUAGAUAUUAUGGAAGUGUUGUCUGUGAAUCAGUUCAAUGGGCAGUUCACGUUUGGAAACGGUGUUAAAGGAGGUUGGUCUAGUACCGCUCCUCAGCACUCGGAAGAAACAAGCCAGGAAGACUCUCUGAGCACGAAUCCUCAGUCCUUCCUGGCCAGGAAUUUGGCCAGGGAACUUCGCUCAGCUAAGCAGAACCAUCUUGCCUGUUCUGAAGUCCUUCUCCCUAGUGAUUUGUUACAUCGCGCUGCUAGCGAAAUAGUCAAAGCCAGCGAGUGCGAGCCCUGCGGUGUCAGAGGGUGCACGAUUUACGUCGAAUUCGAACCGUCUUCGGGAAGCAAUUCUAGCGCAAAUAACUCAAAUGAUAAGAAAUCGCAAAAGAAAGUCAUCGCUUGCUUGAGACCGGACGAAUCGACGGUGUCCACAUUCGAGCUCUAUCUGACUCUCAAACAAGAGAACGGAUGGACGGAUAGGCUGCCCCAGUUUUUGAAAAACCUAACGCGGGGCGGAACGGUCGUGAUCAGCCCGGACUUCACACUGAGCAAGACACUGCUCUACCGUUCUUACCGGGACUCGUAAGUUGAAGAAACCAUCCAAAAAUAAUAUAAAACAAAUUAUAUUACUUACAUCAUAAAAUAUAAUACACACGACUGUAUCAAGUGUACCUGCGUGCAGCAAUUUAAGAAGCGGCACUUAAACUCUCGUGUCUAACAUGAGGGAAUCAAAUUUAAAAUAACAUUAAAAAAAAGCUCAAAUGAGUAUUGAGAACUCAGAUGAGAAGAGCCAGAAGCGCGAAAUGAAAAAACUAAUAUUCAUAUGAUAAUAUCUGUACGGGUGUGCCGUAUUUCAUCCAUAAAAUUCAUUUCCACGCGACAACACAUUCUAUUUAUUUAUUAUAAACGCAACUUUGCACAUCACCAUUUCUGACAUUUUUCUUAUAAACUUUCAUAUCUUUAAUUUUAUUUUUCCACAAAAGAUGCAUAGCAUUUUGCGAAAAUUUAAUUAAAACAUUUACGGCACACCCUUUCUGUAGGUUAGGAUUUUUUAAAAGUGAUUUUGUUCUGUGAACAAAACUCAGAAUCAACGAGUUUUUGCUAAGAUAUCAAAAGAGUCGAUUUUUUGAAAAUAAUAUUUUCAAAAAAUUUAAUUGUAAUAAUGAUGAUACGUGUGGACACAACACCUUUUUUGUGAUAAUAUUAUUAUAAUUAUUAUUGACUUUUUAAUAAUCUCGUUAAAGAGUUUUUGUUGAUAUAUAUUAACAUUAUUAAUAUCUAUACGUGUAUAUCAUAUUUUUUCGUCUUCAUUUUCUCAUCUUCAAUUGAAGAAGAUAAGUGUAAUCAUUUUUUUUCGGUAACAGAUAUGUGUUAUUAAUUGCUGUAGAUUAUUAAUAAGAUUUUUGAGAUACGAAAGUUUUAAGAAGAGAAAAUAAAAAUAAAAAUC
Molecule: messenger RNA, 1743 nt
Organism: Ctenocephalides felis (cat flea)
Lineage: Eukaryota; Metazoa; Arthropoda; Insecta; Siphonaptera; Pulicidae
Product: protein charybde-like
Exons: 3
Coding region: 316-882 (188 amino acids)
Biological process (GO): negative regulation of signal transduction; apoptotic process; regulation of TOR signaling
Cellular component (GO): cytoplasm
Source: RefSeq, a predicted model, not a curated record